AUGGCGAGGGUCCCUCCCGUCGAGUGGGUCCCCCACGUCGAGGCCUACGUCGACGUCGCCCGCCCCGCUGCGCAACACUCUGCUAGUGUGGAUGCUCUUGCUGCCCUGGUGAACAAGGACAAGUUGACCCUCUUUGAUUUGGUAUCCAAGAUGGAUAUGUAUUUGACAACAACAGACCACAUUGUCAGAUCAAGAGGAAUACUGCUUCUGGGGGAAAUAUUAUCUCGAAUUUCAUUUAAAUGUUUAGAUGUCAAUACCAUUACAACAUUGUCAGACUUCUUUAUAUCAAGAUUGUCAGAUUGGCAAGCAAUACGAGGAGCCCUUGUUGGUUGCCUGGCUCUAUUGCACAGGAAACAAGGUGUUGGUUGUAUCGUGAUUGCUGAUGUCAAAAGACUAGUUGAGUCUUUCUUACAGAAUGUUCCAGUGCAGUCACUUGCAGCUGCUGACCGCAAGCUGUGCUUUGAAAUUCUGAGCUGCAUAUUGGAUCGGUACCCGGAAGCUGUAAAACAAAUGGAUGGUGAACAGCUGUAUGGGAUCUGUGAAGCAAUUGAUGAAGAAAAGGAUCCAGAGUGCUUGAUGCUUUCUUUUCAUGUAGUGGAAGUUGUCAUGAAGCUGUUUCCAGAUCCAUCUGGUUUGGCAGCACAGUUUGCAGGGGAUGUUUUUGAGAUUCUGAGCAAGUAUUUUCCUGUCUACUUCACACACGGAGUGGGUAAUGGUUUGGAUGCUACACGGGAAGACCUCUCUAGAGCAUUGAUGCAUGCUUUUUGUUCAACCCAAUAUUUUGAGCCUUUUGUCAUCCCUUUGCUUCUUGAUAAACUUGCUUCCUCUCUUCCAUUGGCAAAGAUUGAUUCUUUAAAAUAUUUGGACAAUUGCAUUCGCUUCUAUGGAGCUGAUAGAAUGGUUAGACAUGCAUCAGCUGUUUGGUACAAGUUGAAAGAAGUGAUUUUUAACCUUUCUUCAGAUCAAUUGUUAAUAUCAGAGGCUCUGAAUUGUUUGAAGACUGCUAUUAUGUAUACUGAUUCUUCAGAUAAAGAUCUUUUUAUUAAUUUGAUCUUGUUGGAUGAGGAUAUUGUGAACAAGAUCCGCUCUGUAUCAAGUGUGGAAAAGUCCAUAUUGAGUUCAUUAGAGGACCUGGCCCAACUGCAUGCACUUGGAAGUGUUAUUUCUAUUCUUGCUGAAUCAUCUACAUAUUUCUGUACUAGAGUUCUUCAAGAGCACUUUGCACACUUGGUAGAUAUUGUGGGAACCAAAGCUGACUAUGAAUCUCGGCAGUUGAAUAAUUGUAAUGGAUCAUCUUCUGCUCCUGUCAACUAUGGAGCACUCUAUUUAUCUGUUCAAUUGCUUUCAUCCUGUAGAGAAGUGGCUUUGCCAAUGCUCAGACAAGAAUAUGUCUCUUGUGCUGUGAAGGGCUUGCUAACACUAGCAACAUUCCCGGAACAAUGCUCGCCUCUGCCAGCAAAUGCUUAUGAGGAUAUUCUGCUUAUGUUUACGUCAAUAAUUAUAAGCAAGUUUGAAAAUGUAGAUCUGUGGAGAUUGUCAUUGAAAGCAUUGACUAGCAUUGGUUCAUCUAUUGCUGAGUUCCAUGAUUCUGAAAGGGAAGUGGUUUACUACAGAACGGUUGUUGACAAGAUUGUUUCUUUGGUUGAAUCUUAUGAUACUUCAAUGCCUCUCAGUCUAAGACUCGAAGCAAGUUAUGAAGUUGGAACUGCUGGGUUGAACUAUAUGUUAAGAGUUGCGAAAUCACUUGAAGUCGCCGUUGUCACCAAUAUUUCUGAAUCUGAGGCUAAUGGAAGAAUGGAAUGUGCUGAACAUGUGGCCCAUUUAUUUGAGUGCUACUCUAGCCGGGUCCUUCCUUGGUUAUUAACUUCUGGUGGUGUCAAUGAACUUGCAUUGAGCUUCGCUCUGCGUCUAUUGGAUGAGACUAAGGAUUUGACUGUGUUAGAUAGAAUGAGCUCACAGGGCCUCCUUGACUCACUAAUGACUGGGAUGAAGCUUUUAGUUGGAGUAUGUACAGAGGAGCAACAGUCACUUAUUGUUCAGAAAGCAUAUAGCAUAAUAUCUUCAAUGUUCUCACUCCCACUGAAAUUGAUGACAGACCGUCUUUUGGCUGUAGAUGAGUUAGUUCCUUCACAUUCUGUUCCGGAAACCGCUCUCAUCAGCAUGUUUUCGUCGAUUAUAGUAGGCCUUCGGCCUCAAACACCUGUACCAGAUAUGAUGGUGACGAUUAACCUCUUAAGUGUCUUUCUACUAAAUGGGAAAAUGCCAGCUGCUUAUGCAUUAGCUUCUAUUUUCAAUAAAUAUCUACACAAUCCAGAGUUUUCACAUGAGAAUCAGCUGGAUAAAAUACUUGAUGAUAUUCUUGAGAGGUGUUUCUUAACUGUAUUAGCCAACAGUUGCUCAAAGAUAUCCCACUCUUCUGCUGGCACUUCAGAUGAUGUUAAUUUCUCAGAUGUCUUCUCUGGAAACAAGCUUUCUAAGAUUAAUAUCUUGUCUAGCUUGGCUUGGAUUGGCAAAGGAUUACUUAUGAGAGGAGAUGAGAAGGUGAAGGACAUUUCAAUGUUUCUUCUUAAGAUUCUAUGCUCAGAUGAGAUUUUGGCUAGUAUUCCAUCCCACCAGGAAGAACCUUAUGGCGGCCAUUCAUCAGAUACUUCUCUCACAAUAUGUGUAGCUAGUGCAUUCCAUGUGAUGAUGAGUGAUUCAGAAAUGUGUCUAAAUAAAAAAUUUCAUGCAAGAAUAAAACCAUUAUACAAGCAGCGUUUCUUCUCAAUACUGAUGCCAAUCUUCCUCUCUAAAAUUAAAGAAACAACUGCAGUCACAACAAAAUUGGCACUAUACCGAGCUUUUGGGCAUAUCAUUUCCAAUGCUCCAGUACCAGCAGUUAUAACAGAAGCACACCAGAUUUUACUCGUGAUGGUUGAUAGCUUAGCUAAAUUAAGUUUUGACAUUGAGGAUAAGGAUCUGGUGUACAGUUUGUUACUUGUCUUCUCUGGAAUGUUGAUGGAUGAAAAAGGCAAAGAAUGCAUUCUGGACAAUAUCCAAAUCACAAUCAGUGUUCUUACCGAACUUGUUUCCUAUCCUCACAUGAUGGUUGUGCGGGAGACAGCAUUACAAUGUUUAGUAGCCUUUUCUACGUUACCUCACUCAAAAAUUUAUCCUAUGCGGCGUAAGGUUGUACAAGCAGCAAUCAAGGCUCUUGAUGAUAAGAAAAGGGCUGUUCGUCAAGUGGCUGUGCGAUGUCGGCAAACAUGGAUUAGUUCAUGUCUGAGGUGGGAUCUUUGGAUCAUCUGCCAAGUUCCAGAUGUUUGA
This is a messenger RNA of Miscanthus lutarioriparius, 3306 nucleotides long. Lineage: Eukaryota; Viridiplantae; Streptophyta; Magnoliopsida; Poales; Poaceae. The record is from the annotation of a GenBank genome assembly.